AAACAGAGGAAGAGCCACUGUGGGUGCAGUUCGUGUUAGCAUUGCAAUUAGCAGGAAGUACUGACAAGUGAUCGUUGUUAUUUUUGAAACACAUUUUUUUGAGAGCCAAACUACCCACGAACAAACCUUUACAGUACUUCGUUACCAGCGUCUUCGCUACGAUGAGCUUCUUGUUUGGCAGUCGCUCAUCUAAGACCUUCAAGCCGAAGAAAAAUAUUCCAGAGGGCUCCCACCAGUAUGAGUUGCUGAAACAUGCCGAGGCAACCCUUGGCAGCGGGAACCUGAGACAGGCUGUGAUGCUGCCAGAAGGAGAGGAUCUCAAUGAAUGGAUUGCUGUCAACACGGUCGACUUCUUCAACCAAAUCAACAUGCUGUAUGGUACCAUCACAGAGUUCUGUACAGAGACCAGCUGCUCAGUGAUGUCUGCUGGACCCAGGUAUGAGUACCACUGGGCCGAUGGUACCAACAUUAAAAAGCCAAUCAAAUGCUCUGCACCCAAGUACAUUGACUACCUGAUGACCUGGGUGCAGGAUCAGCUGGAUGACGAGACGCUCUUCCCCUCCAAAAUUGGAGUUCCUUUUCCCAAGAAUUUCAUGUCCGUGGCCAAAACCAUCUUGAAGCGCCUGUUCAGGGUUUACGCCCAUAUUUACCAUCAGCAUUUUGACUCAGUGAUGCAGCUGCAGGAGGAGGCUCACCUCAACACCUCUUUCAAGCACUUCAUUUUCUUUGUCCAGGAGUUCAACCUUAUCGACCGACGGGAGCUUGCUCCUCUGCAAGACUUGAUCGAGAAGCUUGGAUCCAAGGACAGAUAGACAGUUCCUGUUAUAAUCACAGUUGUUCUCUGCUUUUUCUGUUGAGAUCUUCUACCUCUGUGACUUCCAGCCUCAACUCUUUAAGUCUGCGCCUCCUCCUUUAGAUUUCCUGGGACGCCUGUGCUUGACUUCCAAUUUUUUAUUCCUUUCUUGUAUGCUGUCUUUGAGCCUUUCCUUCAAUUUUAGCUGUAAUAGAUUAUAUAAGAAAGUGUAGUUUAAAAAACAACAUAUUUUUCCACAGGACUGAAUUUUAUAUUGGACUAAAAAGCAAAACCCUGCUUCCUUUUUCAUGACUUGAAAUAUAGUGUUUGAGUUGUUUAAGCAUUUUAUAGUUAUUGAUUAUAACUAUAGAGACUAUAGAGUUACAACGAAUGACCAAAUGUCCUCCUUACGUACAAGGAAGUGCAACAGGAAGGCUUUCAAAAAAGGUAGUAAGCUUGUAAGAGCACAAAAACGAAGGUAGGCGGAAAUCUGAACAGGAGUUUAGUGUAUAAACCUACAAGAUAAAUCUACUUUUAUGGUUCUUGUAAUAUUUCCACGCUUCACAAUUCAAUAUAAAGAGAUGCAGCGAGUCAUCAACAACAAGAAGGCCACAAAUAAGGCAGGGAGUAGCUGUUUUGAUUUAGCUUCACAAUAUUGUUUUGCACAUUUUCUAAAAAUGCUAAAAUAUGAGACAGCAUACAAAGUUACAUUUGUCUUUUUUUUCCAUUUUUUUUUAGUUCAUAUCAGCAGCUUAUAAUGCCUCUUUGACGGAGAUAUAGAGGGGAUCGAUAUGGUAGAAACAAUCAUGCAAACAGAAUGAUCAGUAAUGUCGUUUUAUUUGAUUUCUACGGUGAUGAUUCAUUGUGUACAGACACACGUUUGUCCCUGUGCAGCUAAUGCUCUUGCCGAAUGUUUUCCAGAGUGUGAUCUGCAAAAGUUGGACCUAAACUUUUAUCAGAGAAUUAUUUUGCUAAUGGAUUAAAUGCAUCACAAAGAACUAAGACGUGGGCUUCAUCAUGCAUUCUUUAGAGAAAGUGUUUUUUAAACCUAAACAUGGACGGCAAAACUAACAGUUUGAGCACAUGUUUAAAUCGUUUUCUUCUUUUAGGGCACUAGUUAAAAUCUCAAGUAUUCUUUCUUUUUACAGAAUAUUCAAAAGGUUUGUCAUUUACUCAGUUUUCUUUUAUUCUGUAUUUCUUUUUACAGCAUGUUUUAAAUGUUCUGUUACAUCUUAUUAUCAAAUUGUAAAGUGGUGACUUUACCUCUGAAAUCUUGCAAGAAAAAGGGCUUGGAAGCAAAUUUCCAUUGUUUUUACAAUAUUUGUCUUGUCUUUGAGUUGAAGUUUGUAGGAUUUCUACAACACAUUCAAAUAUUUGCUGUACAUAUAAUCAGUGUUUUAUCUUAACAGAACUGUGCCUUACAAUAAAUUGUCCGACAUGACAUUAUUGGUGAAUCAAAAUUUCAAUAAAACAUAUUAGACAAUA
Messenger RNA from Oryzias latipes (Japanese medaka), 2278 nucleotides. It is a transcript of the gene mob1a, whose product is annotated as MOB kinase activator 1A. Lineage: Eukaryota; Metazoa; Chordata; Actinopteri; Beloniformes; Adrianichthyidae. The record is from RefSeq and is a predicted model, not a curated record.